Molecule: messenger RNA, 2506 nt
Organism: Moneuplotes crassus
Lineage: Eukaryota; Ciliophora; Spirotrichea; Euplotida; Euplotidae
Source: the annotation of a GenBank genome assembly
AGAAAAUGGAUCCUAUUUGUGCAAACUCAGUUGAUGAACUCAUCACUGAAUGGUACUCAAGUAACUUCGAUGAACUUGGAACCCUUGGCUUUGAGUUUGGAGAAAUUACCACAAAUUCUGAACAAAAUAUCUUUGCUUUUAGCUUCAAAAUAGGGAAGAGCUCCUUCUUGUUCCUUUACAACAAAGGCUUCUCCUUCCAGACCAAAGAGGAGGAAUACCAAGAAGUCUUUUCUAGAAUAAAUCAUAGAAUUGAAAACUCCUCUAUGAAUGCCAUUGAGUGACUUAGCCACUGUAUCAAGACACUUAAAAACUUCAGAUACAGAAAAGUAGAAGAUGAGUCUGACAAAUUCUGAGAUUCUCGCAUGGAAGAUGACAACGGUGAGGGAGAAGACAUCCCUGGAUGGUCUGAUGAGGAGGAAGAUUUCCAAGACACCUUCAUUGAACCAUAUUCACAAGAGGAAUCAAAGAUAGAUGAUAGAGAUCAAACUAUUUCCAGUAUCAACAAUAUUUUUAAAGCAAGCAUCAAAGUCUCUGAAGCUAACAUUGUUAACAUAUUUUUGAAAUUGGAUAUUUACCAGCACGCCAGAGAUCUUCAAAAGCUUGUUGAAGAAAAUCUCGAUAUGGCUGCUUCUUCUUUUAAAGUUCAGAUCUUUGAGCCAUACUUGAUGAUCAAGUUCAAAGUCGAUCUAAACUACUUGAGCACUUCUCAUACUGCCUAUGAGUCACUUGGAUUCAAGAUGCAAGAGUUGGUUGAAUAUCUGAUAGUAUUUGAUGAAAGCAAACUAUUAUUAUUUGAGAACGAUUCGACAUUUUACUCUAAAAGUCUCAAAGAACUUGUCAGCCUUGGAAUUGUCAAAAUAGAAUUUGCUCAGAAAAGAGAUGACACUGAACACUCCAGAUACAGAUCGUACUUGCAAAUGACCCAGUCAAAAUAUUUUGAGUCUGAAGAAUACAGCCUCAAUGAUUUGGAUGGGCUUCACACAUUUGAUCAUGAUGAAAUCAGCCAAGCAAAGCAGGCAUUAUCAGAAAUGGGCUUUCAAAGCUCAGUUAUUUCGAAAGCAUUGAGAAAGACCAAAUACCAAAUCCAAAAUGCAGUCAACUAUUUGCUUAUGAGAAGCCACAUUGAAGAAGAGACAAAAGAUCAAGAAAGAGACCUUGAAAUUGAAGAUGUUGACCCUAAGUUCAUGCUCUUCAACAAUGUCAGUGAAGGAGAGCUUUUUGUAAACUCUCUGCUCCACUACUACAUGUAUAUUAUCUGAAGUCUUGACAGUGUGCUAGAGCACUGCUGAAUCUGCAGAGACAAGCUUUCAACCAAGUCAACCAAGAUCAGGUGCUGCAACAAAGAACUGUGAGAGUUUUCUUUCGAAGAGUCGGAAGGGAUCUCGAUUGUGCCUGAAAUCAAAAACGAUCUGACCACAUUUUCAUUGGACCUGUCGAUCUUCUCAGAGUGACUAAUGUCUGACCGAGCUGGACAAUGCUUUGAGCCAUUUCCAUCAUUUUUGUUGAAAGACAGAGAGCUGAGAAGCAAAAGAGGGUAUUUAGACAAUGUUCAAAAAGCUAGAAAAGCAGAAAGCAACAAAGAUUUGAAAUUGAUUAGAAAUUUGAUAAAAUGCAUGCCAUCACCUUCAAAAAUUUCAGAAUUAUGUCAGAAUGAUAAUGACCUGCUAACAAUGCUGGAAUCCAAAUUUAAGGAUAAAGGUAAUGGCAAGUCUCUCUACAAGCUUCUACAGUACCUAAUUUGUACCAAUAAAGUGAGCUUCAAGAAGUUGCCUGAUGAGAAGAGGCUAUCUGGCAGAGACGGAAUAGAUGAGUACAUAAUCUACAACCAUGAAGCCAGCAAAGAACAAACUUUCCAAUGAAUCAAAAGGAAGUAUAACUCCAGGUGGACUUAUCAUGGAAGUUCAAUGGAGAACUGGUACAGCAUCCUGAGAAAUGGGCCAAGGAACUUAUCGAAUUCAUCAAUGAUGCUGGAUGGAGCCACAGAAGGAGAAGGAGUGUACUCUUCUCCAUUCUUUCAAGUUUCUAGUGGGUACUCCCGUGCAAGGUAUAUUUAUGAGGCAACAGGAAUAGAUUCCAUUCUUGCUAGCUGGAAACAUUCAAAAGUGGCUUCAAAGUGUAUUGUUGGAGUUUUAGAGUUAAUAGACAAGAAAAAUUAUGAUUUAAACAUUAACAACUGAGGCUUCAUUGUUUGUCCUGAUGAUCACUGAAUCAUGCUCAGGUACAUAUGGGUUUAUGACCAAAAUAAUUUGGUUUACAAUCAUGAAGAGGUAGAUGUCAAGAAAAAUAAUGAAAAAUACAGCAAAGAGUAUUACCAAACAGUAGCUGAAAUACAUGAAGAAGAAUUACAAGAAAGGAAAAAGAGACUUUUAGAAGCUCAUAAUAAAGCCGAAAAGAGAUUCCAGCAAGACGAAGAGGCAAGAAAGGACUCAGAGCUAAUUAUGAAACAGAGCCAAGAGAGCUAUAAUAAAGGAUAUUUAAAGAUAAACCAGCCAGGAGAAUAAUCAGC